UCGUCGUCCUUAUUGCAUUCUUCUCGAGUUGGGGAAAGCAUUGCACGUUGUUGUUGCUUGAGAACAAAAGGACAAAAUGGCUAAAAGUAAAAAUCAUACCAAUCAUAACCAGUCUUAUAAGGCUCAUCGAAACGGCAUCAAGUUACCUAGACAACGUAGAUAUCAAGGAAGAAAGGGAGUGGAUGGCAAGUUUUUACGAAAUCAAAAAUAUGCGAGGACUGGAACCAUUCGAGCGUUAAGGAAGCAGCGAAAGGAACAGGCGGAAGUCAACAAAGCUACAAAACAGUAGUUUGAAGUAUUGUACCAAACAGAAAAAUCCUAUACAGACUAGUAAAAAAUACAACCUAAUAUCAGGUUGAGAACUUUUAUAGUAUUCUAUUUUGGCAACUCACACCUUCCGACAGCUCAUUGUCUG
Galdieria sulphuraria is the source of this 415-nucleotide messenger RNA. RefSeq names its product 60S ribosomal protein L29e. The record is from RefSeq and is a predicted model, not a curated record. Bases 77 to 289 code for a protein of 70 amino acids. The transcript has 2 exons. Gene Ontology annotation, molecular function: structural constituent of ribosome. Gene Ontology annotation, biological process: cytoplasmic translation. Lineage: Eukaryota; Rhodophyta; Bangiophyceae; Galdieriales; Galdieriaceae. Gene Ontology annotation, cellular component: ribosome; cytosolic large ribosomal subunit.